AUGCAGAGAAUGGAUUUUGAGGAUAAGAAGUCCAAGAAGUAUUGCAUGAAGAAAAAGCAUGUAGCCAUCAUCUGUGCUGUAGUGGCUGCGGUAGGUUUAGCUGUGGGACUUGGCGUGGGAUUAAGCAGACCUGAGCCUUGCCAACCUUCCGGAGGCACAGAACAGCUAGCAACCACUACUCCUGGGACAGUGGAGGCAAGCCACUGCCCUCCCAAAAAUGAUGCAAGUGGAGAAUGGACAGAUUUCAGGCUACCCACUUACAUUAACCCAGAACACUAUGAUUUGGAAAUGAAGCCUGUGAUGGAUGCAGAUAUAUACACAGGGACAGUCAACAUCUCCAUCAACUUGAGUAAACCUACCAAGUACUUGUGGCUUCACCUCCGAGAGACCAAGAUCACAGAGAUGCCCAUGCUCCAGAAAUCCUCAGGGGAGCAGAUUGCACUGAUUGAGUGUUUUGAAUAUGAACAACACGAAUAUGUGGUGAUGGAGGCAAAAGAGGUGCUCUCUGCCACUACUGCAAAUGACAACUAUCUACUAACCCUGAAGUUCCAAGGCUGGCUGAAUGGCUCCCUCGUUGGAUUUUAUAAAACCACCUACACUGAGAAUGGAGUGACCAAGAGCAUAGCAGCUACUGAUCAUGAGCCAACAGACGCACGGAAGUCGUUUCCUUGCUUUGAUGAGCCCAACAAAAAAGCAACUUACAACAUAUCAAUCAUCCAUAAAGAACCAUUCAAAGCACUCGCAAACAUGCCGGUAGAGCAAACAGUUCAAGUGGGUGAGGGCUGGAACAGGACAACUUUUCAGAAAUCUGUCCCAAUGAGCACAUAUUUGGUGUGCUUUGCUGUGCAUCAGUUUGACUGGGUAGAAAGAAAGUCUGCCAGUGGAAUUCCUCUCAGGAUAUAUGCACAGCCACAGCAAAUACACACAGCAGAAUAUGCAGCAAAUGUUACUAAAAUUGUAUUUGACUACUUUGAACAGUAUUUUGAUAUGAAUUACUCUCUUCCAAAAUUAGAUAAAAUAGCUAUUCCAGAUUUUGGUACUGGCGCUAUGGAAAACUGGGGUCUGAUCACUUACAGAGAAACAAAUCUACUUUACGAUCCCAAAGAAUCUGCUUCAUCCAACAAACAGAGAGUGGCAACUGUGAUUGCCCAUGAGCUCGUUCAUCAGUGGUUUGGAAACAUUGUGACCAUGGACUGGUGGGACGACUUGUGGCUAAAUGAAGGAUUUGCCAGUUACUUUGAGUUCCUGGGAGUAAAUGCUGCAGAAACUAGUUGGCAAAUGCUUGAUCAGGUGUUAAUUGACGACGUGCUGCCUGUGAUGAAGGAUGACUCCUUGUUGUCUUCUCACCCUGUUGUGGUCAGUGUGUCAUCUCCAGCUGAAAUAACAUCUGUAUUUGAUGGCAUAUCAUACAGCAAGGGAGCAUCAAUUCUCAGAAUGCUUCAAGACUGGAUUACACCAGCAAAAUUUCAAAAUGGAUGUCAGGGCUAUCUAAAGAAAUACCAUUUCCAGAAUGCAAAGACAGAUGAUUUCUGGGAAUCCCUGGAAGAGGCAAGUGGUAAGCCAGUGAAGGAAGUGAUGGACACCUGGACCAGGCAGAUGGGAUACCCUGUAUUGAGAGUGGAAGCUAAUUCGAACGUCACACAGAGACGUUUUCUGUUGGACCCCUCAGCAAAUUCUUCUGAACCGACCUCUUCACUAGGUUACAUAUGGAAUAUCCCGGUGAAAUGGCGUGCUGGGACCGAAGUAGAUGUUACAUUCUACAAUAAGUCAGAAUCUGCAGGAAUUACUAUAACACCCAGCAACCCUGAUUCUUUACUGAAAAUAAAUCCAGACCACAUUGGGUUUUAUCGUGUAAAUUAUGAAACACAAACUUGGAACGACAUAAGCAGCUUAUUGGCUAUCAACCAUACGUCUUUUUCUUCCGCUGAUCGUGCUGGGCUUCUGGAUGAUGUGUUUUCUUUGGCAAGGGCUGAACUUUUGAAUUAUGAUGUUCCACUGAAUCUAACAAAAUAUCUACAAGAUGAAGGAGACUAUUUACCUUGGCAUAGAGUUAUAUCAGCUGUAUCUUACCUCAGAGACAUGCUUGGAGAUGAUACACAGCUCUACCCCAGGUUUAAGGCAUACUUUCGCAGUCUGGUUAAACCCAUUGCAAGUCAGCUGGGUUGGAACGAUGAUGAAACUGGAAGCCAUGUGACAAGGCUUCUUCGUGCAGCUGUUUUAGGAUUUGCAUGCAGCAUGGAUGACCAGGAUGCUUUGAACAAUGCAUCUAGCUUAUUUGAUUCCUGGUUAAAUGGAGCAAGUCCACCUGUAAAUCUCCGGCUCUUGGUAUAUCGCUAUGGGAUGCAGAACUCCGGCAAUGAGACAUCAUGGAACUUUAUGUUUCAGAAAUACCAAAGUACUUCAUUAGCUCAAGAAAAAGAAAAGUUGCUCUAUGGUCUGGCAUCAGUGAAGAACAUCACCCUUUUGGACAGGUAUCUAAAAUAUAUUUACAACACCAGUCUUAUUAAAAGUCAGGAUGUAUUCACUGUCCUGACAUACAUCUCCUAUAACAGCUAUGGCAAAACCAUGGCUUGGGACUGGAUACGGCUCAACUGGGAGUACUUAGUCAGCAGAUACACUAUCAAUGAUAGAUAUCUUGGUCGAAUAGUAUCAAUAACCCAAACAUUCAACACUGACCUUCAGCUUUGGCAGAUGGAAAAUUUCUUUGAAAAAUACCCGAAUGCUGGAGCAGGAGAAACACCCAGGAAACAGGCUCUUGAAACCGUGAAGAACAAUAUUGAAUGGCUAAAACAAAACAAGGGAGAGAUAGAAGCAUGGCUAACAACCUAA
Gopherus flavomarginatus (Mexican gopher tortoise) is the source of this 2829-nucleotide messenger RNA. It is a transcript of the gene ENPEP, whose product is annotated as glutamyl aminopeptidase. The record is from RefSeq and is a predicted model, not a curated record. Gene Ontology annotation, cellular component: cytoplasm. The transcript has 20 exons. NCBI's taxonomy places the organism in Eukaryota, Metazoa, Chordata, Testudines, Testudinidae. Gene Ontology annotation, molecular function: peptide binding; metalloaminopeptidase activity; zinc ion binding. Bases 1 to 2829 code for a protein of 942 amino acids. Gene Ontology annotation, biological process: proteolysis; peptide catabolic process.